Messenger RNA from Solea senegalensis (Senegalese sole), 1307 nucleotides. It is a transcript of the gene psmd10, whose product is annotated as proteasome 26S subunit, non-ATPase 10. Bases 105 to 785 code for a protein of 226 amino acids. The record is from RefSeq and is a predicted model, not a curated record. Lineage: Eukaryota; Metazoa; Chordata; Actinopteri; Pleuronectiformes; Soleidae. Gene Ontology annotation, molecular function: protein binding. The transcript is spliced from 5 exons.
UAAUUUCCGGGGUCAUUUCUUUACUGAUUCAAAUCUGAAACGAUUCAAGUCCUGAAUGUACUGUCAGUGUGUUCUGUCUGACAACGACAGUUUUUGUAUUAAUAAUGGAGGGUUCCGUGUCAAAUGUGGAAGUGUGUAAUUUUGCUUAUACGGGACAGUUUGAGAAAUUAAGGGAGUGUAUUCUGUCAGAUAAAACGCUUGCCUGGAAAACGGACCAGGACCGGAGAACCGCUCUUCACUGGGCCUGUUCUGCUGGACACACCAACAUUGUGGAGUUUCUGCUUGACCUGGGAGUUGAAGUGAAUCUGCAAGAUGACGCUUCGUGGAGCCCUCUUCACAUUGCAGCAUCAGCAGGCAGAGAAGACAUAGUGAGAUCUCUGAUAUCCAAAGGAGCUCAGCUGAAUUCGGUUAAUCAGAAUGGAUGCACCCCUCUGCACUAUGCUGCCUCCAAAGACAGAUAUGAGAUUGCUUUGCUGUUACUGGAAAAUGGAGCAGACCCUAAUGCCACUGACAAGUUGGAGUCAACUCCCCUUCACAGAGCCGCUGCUAAGGGAAACUACCGCCUCAUCCAGCUGCUCCUCAAAGAAAGUGCCUCAACUAACAUCCAGGACUCGCAAGGCAACACGCCACUCCACCUGGCUUGCGAUGAGGAACGCGUGGAAGCAGCCAAGGUACUAGUGGAACAUGGAGCCAGUAUCUACAUAGAGAACAAGGAGGAGAAAACCCCCCUCCAGUUAGCCAAGGGUGGUCUGGCCAACAUACUUCGUCGGAUCGUGGAGGGAUGACACCUUUUACUGACCUACUAGUCUUGGUCCAUUUGGAUUCCCUACUAUUGCUAAGAUACCUAAUGAAAAAUCUCAUCCCAGUAAAUCCCUUUUGGGCAGGCUGGUGUGACACUUUGAGAUGUGUGACAGGUGAAAAAUGAGAGAGCAUCAAGGAAAAAUGUUGGACGGAAGAGUGUCUAGUACUUGUGCGUGGGAUAAUAGCCUGUGUAGACAUGAGAGGUCUGAUUGAAAACACUCCUGCUCUAAGCCACCUGGCACUGCAGCCUGUUUUUUUUUUUUAUGACGUUUGAAUUGUUAAAAAAACCCCAAAAAGGCGCUUAUUAAAAAUCUAUGUUCAGCUUCUUAACAAAUUAUGUUUGGGGUAUGUUUUUUUCUGCACGUGUAUCUACACACAUUGUAGGUGCCGUCAUAACUUCUGUAAAUGAUGAUGGUUCAAAAUGCUGUGUGAAAACCCAACGUUAUAAUGCUGUUAAAUACACAUUCCUCUCAACUUAAUACAAAGAUAUACAUGUCCUCACCCUA